AUGGCCGACAGUGGCGGCUUCAGGGAGGCGCUGCGACGCUUCACUCGCAAUCCCCUAAUCGUGCUCUUUCUACUGGGCAACGCCACCCGCUACUCCGGCAUCAUCGGCUUCUACAUGUUCUACGUCAAGUACCUGGAGACGGCGUUUCGCAUCUCAGUCGCCGACACCACCCGGUACCUCGGCUCGGCCAGCCUGGUGCCGAUGGCGGUGGGCAUCCUCGCCGGCGGACUGGCCAUUGCCUACUUCAAGCCCAAAGCUAGAGCCCUCUUCGUCUUUCUCUUUCUCGCCGAGCUGACCUCCGUGCUCACCAUCGGCAGCGGCCUUUUCCUCGCCUGCCCACCGGUUAAGCUUCAAGGGGAGAUUGAGGAGCAGGGAAGUGAUGGACUCUUGUCCCUCAACAGCAGUUGCAACGCAGGCUGCCACUGCUCAACUGCCGUCUUUAGUCCCCUUUGUGAUUUAGACUCCCAAAAGACGUACUUUUCACCCUGUCAUGCCGGCUGUUCAGCCUUCAAUGCCGAAAACUCCGCUUACAGUGAUUGCAGCUGUGUUGAAGGUAGUGGUAGUACUAGACUACUAGCUAAUGUCACGCCUACGCCCACCAUUGUGCAGGGCUACUGCCCGGAGGAUGUUAGUCAGUGUCUGCCGCCGCUGAUCAAGUUCAUUCUGAUCAUGGUCGUGGGCAAUACCGUCUCGCAGAUGUCCACCACGGGCAACUUUCUGAUCAACUACCGAGCGGUGGAGCCAAUGGACAAGUCCUUUGUCAGCGGCCUCAUUGGCACCUUCAUUUCUAUUAUUU
Molecule: messenger RNA, 796 nt
Organism: Rhagoletis zephyria (snowberry fruit fly)
Lineage: Eukaryota; Metazoa; Arthropoda; Insecta; Diptera; Tephritidae
Source: RefSeq, a predicted model, not a curated record